Molecule: messenger RNA, 1273 nt
Organism: Ilex paraguariensis (yerba mate)
Lineage: Eukaryota; Viridiplantae; Streptophyta; Magnoliopsida; Aquifoliales; Aquifoliaceae
Source: the annotation of a GenBank genome assembly
GUAAACCUUUCACUCAAAUUCUUGAACCAUUCUCCAGGACAUGAAGGGAUGAUAGACUGUGGACUUGGUUUUCAAUUCCCAAAGAAAAGACUAUUUGAGGACAAAGUCGUUACUUGUUUCAUACAGACUCUAAAUCCACAAAUACUGAAAUGGUCUACUUGAGUUAAUUUUUAAAAUUACUGAUGGCAUAUUUCUCCCUUUCUUGUGUGCAGGCAACAACUAUGCUCCCUCCACCACCAGGGUUGCCACUGAAGCUGACCGAUAAUCAAUCCGAAGGUGCAUCAGCCGAAUCAGUUGCCAAGAAUCCUUCGGAGAUGAAGGAUAUAUCUCAAAUGGUACCACCGCCCCCGCCUCCAAGGCAACAGCCUCCAGUGGCGGGACCUGCUCUGGUCCCAACUUUGCAUCCCGAUGUAUUACCUCCAGGAAUUUCACGGUUUCCACUACCCCCACCUCGGCCAGAUAUGCAGCGACCAUUAUCUGCUUCAGGGAUUCCUGGCCAAUCUGCUCCCCCAGGAAUGAUGGUCCCACUGAUACCUGGGCCCCCUUUUGGACCUCCUCCUGGACAUUUGCCUAUGAUGAGACCACCACUUCCCCCUGGUCCUCCUCCAAUACCACAAGAUGGUUAUGUUACUGGACUACCUGUCCCUCAGAAGCCAUCAUAUGUCAAAUCAGCUGCUGCUACCGUUGUUAAGAGGCCUCUAGCUCAGCACACUCCCGAACUUACUGCUAUGGUUCCUGCAUCUGUACGCGUGAGGAGAGAGUCUGCCCUGCCCAAAGCAAAACUGAAGCCAUCACUCUCCACCGUGGCACCGGCUACCCUGUCUCCAGCAGCUCCUGUUGGGAAACAAGAAACAGGUAACUCCUCAUCAGCAUUGAAACCACAAAGUAUCGAUGACUCGUAUAUGGCCUUCUUGGAGGACAUGAAAGCGCUUGGUGCUCUUGAUGGUUAAGCUGAUUUAUCCGGUUAGGAGGUGCAAUUGGAUCAAUAUAAGAUGCAUGAGAUGAGAGGAAAGAAACACAUACGGCCUAGUUGUGCUGGUUCGGGGACUUUUUUGGGCUGGUCCAUAUUUUGAUUUUCCCUGCUAUAAUGUCUUGGAACCAAUCUUAUGGAGCUUCACUACACAAUUUCUUCGUCUGUAGACUCAUUUCUCGAAAUCGCCUAAGGCGGGAUUUCUCUCUCUAGUGCGUAACCUUAAAAUUAAACCUCGAUGAAGUAGGAAAUUGUACCUUGUGAAUUUUACAGAAUUCGAUAUGUUUAUGUUUCUCAUUUUGU